UUUUUAAUCUUUCUUACUAAUUUCUUAUUUUUAAUUUAAUUUUUUUCAUAGUGUAUCUUUAUACAUUCUUAUUCCCUAAUAUGUCAUGCUACUUAAACUAUAGUGUGAGUAAAUUAUUUGGUUGGUGCUGGUGGUUUUAUUUUCUCUUGUUGGUGGUGCUCAUGGACUGUUUUGGGUCAGUUGUUAAUUGUGAAUUCACUUAUGGCUAUGGAGCUCAAGAGUAUACACUUGCCUUGAUUAAUAUUACUUACACUCAUCCUGUGACUGGAAAGAUACACUCGGAAAAGAAUGAAAUUGGAAAAUUUACCAGUGGCAAAAUAGGGUCAGCAAAUGGAGUGGUAGUACAUGUUUCAAGUAACAACCAUACUAUGCAUGAUGGUUGUAAUCCUUUUGACAGUGAAAUUAUUCCUCAUGAACCAUGGAUUGCUCUGAUAGCACAUGGAUAUUGUAGAGAUACAAUUAAAUUACAACAUGCUGUGGAAAAUAAUGCUUCAGCAGCUAUAAUUUAUAGUAAUGAGUACAACUCAUUUGGACUCCAGUUGCAUCAUCAAGUUUUUGACCUAGUUGCAGUCUUUAUAAGUGAAGAAGAAGGCGAGAAAAUUGCUGCCUUAGUUGACAAUGGCACUAGGGUUGACAUACACAUCAGUGUGGGAACACCUAAUACCUUCAGAUAUGCAAAUAUCAACCGCACUUCGGUCCUUUUUGUUUCAAUCUCCUUUAUCAUCUUGAUGAUCAUAUCUUUGGCUUGGCUUGUUUUCUAUUAUGUCCAGCGUUUCCGUUACAUUCAUGCUAAAGAUAUCUUAGCU
Limulus polyphemus (Atlantic horseshoe crab) is the source of this 806-nucleotide messenger RNA. RefSeq names its product RING finger protein 150-like. The record is from RefSeq and is a predicted model, not a curated record. The transcript is spliced from 2 exons. NCBI's taxonomy places the organism in Eukaryota, Metazoa, Arthropoda, Merostomata, Xiphosura, Limulidae. The annotation marks the transcript as partial.